UUUAAUGGGUCUCUCUUUUUUUCUUUUUUUUUGGGAUAAAUAUAUGGGUCUCUUUUAUUUAUCAAGAAACUAUCUGGGUCUGUUUUAUUUAUCAAAAAAUUAUCUGGGUCCGUUUUGAUUUAGUCAAACAUCUAUUAGUUGUUUCAAUUUUCACUUUACCUGGGUUUUGGGUUUUGUUUAAUAUUAUAUCCUUUUAAUGUAAAUAGAUUUUUCAGGGGGGUUUCUUUACUAAGAUAUGAUCAGUUGAUGAUUGUUGAUUUUUUUUUCCCCUUAUCAUUUUCUGUUUUGGGUUUUUAUUUUUGCUUUUAAAUUUAUGGGGCUGUUUAUUAACAUUGUGUGGCUAAAUUUCAGGUUUAUAUUCUGCACCAAAUGCCUUUAGUUUAUCUCAAGAACAAGCAUGCAUCAAUCAUUUGGUGCAAUUUUAACUUCGUGAACCGGGGGAGGCUCUGGUGUUCUUGGAAGAUAUUGUUUCGGCAUUGGACUUGACUGAUUUCUUUUGUUACUGUGUCAAUUUUAGUUUCAUUCUCAUUGCAUUGCAUUGUUGGGAAAAGGGAUUGGCUAUUUGUUGAUUAAGGUACAGCAGAUUACGAAUUAUUAUUCUUCACUCCUCGUGAGGAAAUUGGAUACUGGGAAUCAAAGUUAUGGAAUCAAGUAACUCCGGUUUGGAUUUUGAAUUCCCUGUCGAGGAAUCUACCAUUUACUCAGACUUGGGAGAUUUGGGCUACACAGCUGGACCAAGUGAAGAUGGAUAUGAUUUGUCCACUGGUUCUCCGGACAAUUGUCUCUACAUGAGUGAUCUCGAGAAGCCUCUGAAUUUUGCUCCUGAAGCCGGUGAAUCUCUUCACAUUCCAAGUAAUGGCCACUAUGCUGGAUACAAUGAUUAUACUGAUGCAGAGCUGUUUCCUAGCAAUCCUUGUGGUGCUGCUCAGCUCAUAUCUUUGUCAGAUCUGUCUGAUCCACUGCCACAGAGACCAUGUGGGUUUAUGAAUGUCAGUCAUAACGGAUCUAUUGAAGCCACAUUUCCUUCUGAUGUAUCUGAAAUUAUUGAAGAGUUGGGAGAUUUGGGCAAUACAUCUGGGCUUAGUCAUAACGAAACUUCUGAAGCAGCAUUUCCUUUUGAUGUUUCUGAAAUUAUUGAAGAGUUGGGAGAUCUAGGCUAUAAAUCUGGACUUAAUCAUAAUGGAACUGCUGACACUGCAUUUCCUUUUGAUGUAUCUGCAAUUAUUGAUGAGUUGGGAGAUCUGGGAAAUACAUCUGGACUUGUUCAUAAUGGAACUAUUGGAGCAGCAUCACCAUUUGAUGUAUCUGAAAUCUUAGAAGAGUGGGGAGAUCUUUGCAAUACAUCUGGACUUGGACAUAAUUUCUCCACUUGUUCUCUGGAUGAUUGUAUUAACAUAGAGGAUCUCGAGAAGCUACUGAAUUGCCUUGCUGAAACUGAUGAAUCUCAACAAACGUUCUGUUCAAACAAAAAAGAUAGAAAAAGGAAAAGGAAAGAAAGAAAUUGAAAGAGGGUGAACAAGGUCGUGCGUUGUAGUGAUGAGUGAAAAGAAUGUGACUUGAUAUUUACAAUGAGGUUGGAGGCUUCGAGGCCUGUGAUAAGAGGUGGACAAGGUUCAGCAUUUGAAAGGUGGCCUGCUGUUCCUUUUUGGUCUCCACUGUUUGCUAGUAUCUGUAUUCCUGGAGAUAUUAUUCUUCCAUCCCUCCAUCAUAAAGUUGCCAGAAAAGUUCUUAUGUGACUGUCUAAUGAUUGAAUCAUUUAUUAUUUUUCCAUUUUUCUUAUUUUUUUUAAUUUGAAUCGUGUUUAAUUUUUCUUUUGUUAAAUUUGAA
Messenger RNA from Quercus robur (English oak), 1827 nucleotides. RefSeq lists its product as uncharacterized. NCBI's taxonomy places the organism in Eukaryota, Viridiplantae, Streptophyta, Magnoliopsida, Fagales, Fagaceae. The record is from RefSeq and is a predicted model, not a curated record. The coding region runs from base 642 to 1505 and encodes 287 amino acids. The transcript has 3 exons.